Aaosphaeria arxii CBS 175.79 is the source of this 3242-nucleotide messenger RNA. RefSeq lists its product as uncharacterized. The coding region runs from base 210 to 3005 and encodes 931 amino acids. Gene Ontology annotation, molecular function: 5'-flap endonuclease activity. Gene Ontology annotation, biological process: DNA repair; DNA replication. The record is from RefSeq and is a predicted model, not a curated record. The transcript has 2 exons. Lineage: Eukaryota; Fungi; Ascomycota; Dothideomycetes; Pleosporales. Gene Ontology annotation, cellular component: nucleus; Slx1-Slx4 complex.
CUUGAGUGUGGACGUUUGAUCAAGGUUCUGAAAGGCUCCACACGCUAUGAUGAUGCGCUGACCACCUCCGAUCCAAUUGCACCUCCGCCAUCGUCAACAACGACUGCUCUGUCUACUACCUCCUCUACUGUACGUGUACGACCGCGGCAACGGCUCCUCGCUCCUGCACAAUUGCAAUCAAAUUUAUCUGCAGGUCAUGUGGUGCCACGAUGGCUACGUUCGACCUUGUCCUCCUGUCAUCAUCCCCGCCGACCACUAGCAAUGAUGUACGGCAACGAUCGACUCCUCCAAGCAACCAGCAACGCGUCGCCUUGCCCGCCCCAUCCCCUCCUUUACUCCCUACAAAUGCAAGUAGCAUGGCACAGCUAUCCGGCGCGUUAAGAUCGGGAUCUCGCGCAGCUCUCAUUCCUGAGGGUGCGGUUACGGGGUUUGCCACCGCUGGGAGUCUGUUCCGGUCGCACCAUUUUGACCUCACCACUGAAGAUUCCCCUCCACCACCAGCGGCAACAUCGCGCCGUGCAAAAUACCAGGAAGACGAUCAAAAGCCUACGAGGCCCAGGAAACAGCCCUCCAAAGCGAAAGCGAAAGCGAAGGCCAAAACCGAUGCCGACAGCAUUGAACCCAAGCCUAGGAAAGGCAGGACUCGCAAGGUCAAGGAAACCAAUAGGGACGGCCUGCCUGCAGCACCCACCACUUCUUCUCAUUUUCCUAUUGUUGAGCCCUCAAUCACAGACAGCGCCCCAGUCGAAUGUGCAGCACCUGCACCGAAAGCCAAACCCACCAAGCCUCGCAAGCCUCGCGCAGUAAAAGAACCGAAUGCAGACAAUGUUGGGGAAAAUGAGGCGGGUACAAAGACAGACAAAGCCAAAAGAAGCCGCAAAUCAGUAAAAACUCAGAAGGGAAGCGUGGUGUCUGAACAUUUUGGUAAUCUGGUUCAACAGGUGGGGUUGUCUUGCGAUGGGAAAGAGCCUCUUGGGGUAGCCUCUGCCGUGCAAGAGGCGCCGCCAUUGCAGGCAACAAACAACUGCAAUGAGAACCUGGAGGUCGAAGAGGCCGUAGCGCGCCGGCGGGAUUGGACACCUGUGAAGGAUACCAUCCCUGAGAUCCAGGAUCAUUGCAACGAGCCCAGUAUCAGGGUGGAGAGUGGCCUGCCGGUGCAAACGAAUUCAUUUAGCAGUAUGCUCACGAGCUUUGCGGUUGAGACUUUAGAGGCACGGGACACUGCCGAUGGUACCUCGAAGAACUCGAAGAGCACUACUUCGACAAGGAAACGAAGAGUUGAGCUUGUCGAAGGCCCGAACAAUCAGCCUGCCUCCCGAGACUCUUCUCCCGUGAAGAAAGCGCCAAAGAAGAAGCCGAGGACAAUAACAGAUCUUGUAACAGGCCAAUAUGCAGCUCAAGAGGCCGAUCCGAUCUCGAACCUAGAGCCGAAGGCGUUCUUUGAAUCACGUGGAAAUACAGUCAAGAUUCCCUUGAAUGAUGUAUCAAAUCGUCAAAUGGGAACAGCCACGAACAAGUCAACACGUAAGCCACCGACUUCAAAAGCAGCAGCGAAGAAGAAAAGCUCGAAAUCACAGAAUGGUUCCAGUAAGCCGCCAGUGCCACCGAAGAUGAUGGCAGAUAAACUCCUGAGUCCGUCGUCGGCAAUGUCAAAAUUUAAAAAACAAGAUGUUCUCUUUGGCACAUCAAGUCAGCUUGCGCUCGAAGAAUCUCCAUCCACAGUUCGCCAAAUACAACAAGCCAUUCGGGAAUCCGAGCACGACUUGAUUCCGUUCUCCGGAAACCUAUUGUACGCCCAAUCGCCUGCCUCUAAGGGCAUCAUGUCAAGGAUGCAAAAGCAAGAUGGUAAGCGUGGCCUCUGGGCCGCAAGCGCAAGGGAUGAAUGUGGCCAGAUGCUUGAGCAGCAGGAGGAAAUAUACAUUCCAGAACCAGACCGCACUCAAGACUUACCCCUUCUUAUGGACGAUACCGUUGAUGACCACCCUGACGAAAUGCACAUCACCGAUACGAUAGAUGUAGGAGACGAUCGUGAAGAGAUCAUCCAUAUAUCGUCUGAUCUUCCGACGCCCCCUGCGACAGUGCUGGAAGAACGUAGAGAACUAGCGUACACCGAUGCCGAAGAAAUACUACCAAACAUUGAAGGUCAUACACCUGCACCAAUACCCAUUUGCGAUAUUAGCUCCGACUUCCCAGACAUUGAUGAUAUACCUCUAUCUACGCAACCGCAGAGGUGGAGCCCGCCUUCAUCAGAUCCACCACUGAAGGGCACUCUCAUAUCUCCAAGAAGAGGUCGAGGCCGUCCACCAAAAUCGCAUUCCGCUUUCCCCGUCUCAAAAGUGCCCACUCUUAACCCUGAAUUACGACCAGAAAACGAUAUUACCAACCCGCGCACGCCGCCUAGGCCGACAGGGCGAUUCGCAAAUAUCGAAGAAAUACUUGAUUCCGAAGAUGAUGAAGCUUUGAGUCCAACCCCGCCCCGGAACUCAAAAUUCAUCAAAUCACCUCCCUUAGCCCUAGUGCCAUUGUCACUUCCAGGCCACGAGCCUGCAGCUGAGAAAGAGAAUGUUGAUGACACUGUCAUUCCUGUUAGCAUGGUGCCGAUAGUACAUCUCCAAUGGAACGCCAUCAAGACUAGCGUAUUCAAGCAGAUGACUUCCACUAUCCGUGCACUUCGUCCAUCUAUGAAUCCCCUAGAGCCGUCCUGGUAUGAAAGGAUUCUAAUGUAUGACCCGAUCAUCGCGGAAGAUUUGACAGAGUACUUCAACACAUCGACCAGCAUACGAGUGUGGAGAAGAGCUACCCAGAAACAAAUCAAAAGUUUCAAUAAGCAGAGGAAACUCCAGAAAGAGAAGCCCUUGGUCGUGGAAAAUGAGGAAGAUCAUGCCCUCGCUGUAGAGAAAGAGCUAGAACCUUGGAUGGUACAACGUUGGUGCCAGGAAAUGAGCAUUUGCUGCAUCAACAGAGAAGGAAAAGGACGAGGCGGCGCACGGAAAAGUCAUUUUUGAGGCGCAUGCCACUUUUGGUAUGCUUGAUUCUUACAACGCGAUACCCUGAAACGAACAUGAUAUUUUCGGUUAUGAUCCAUUACGACUAGAAUGAUAUUACGAUUAGCCAAAGAUUCGAGGACCUAUGUGAUGGUGUUUUUGACCUUGAUCUACAAACGCUUAUGGCUGUCGCGACCCGAUCACGAGAUCACGUGAGCAUUUUACUUGGCACUUCCGCAUUUUAGAUCUGUAGGCUGG